AGGCCCGAGCCGUCCCUGCACCCCGGCAUGGCCGCCCCGCGCCCGCCCCACGCCGUCGCGGUCUCGGCGCCCUCCUUCUACGCGCCGCAGAAGAAGUUCGGCCCGGUGGUGGCCCCCAAGCCCAAAGUGAACCCCUUCCGGCACGGGGACGGCGAGCCCCUAGCCGCACCCGGGGCGCAGCGCGCGCAGAUGGGCCGGGUGGGCGAGGUGCCCCCACCGCCCCCCGAAGACUUUCCCUUACCGCCCCCUCCGCCCCUCGGGGAUGGCGAUGAGGCCGAGAGUGCCCUGGGAGGCCCCUUCCCGCCGCCCCCUCCCCCAAUCGAGGAGCCCUUCCCCCCUGCGCCCCUGGAAGAAGAGGUCUUCCCGUCCCCACCGCCCCCGCUGGAGGAGGAGGGAGGGACUGAGGCGCCCACACCGCUGGCACAACAGCCCAGGGAGAAGGUGACCAGCAUUGACCUGGAGAUCGACUCAUUGUCCUCGCUGCUGGAUGACAUGACCAGGAACGACCCCUUCAAGGCCCGGGUGUCCUCUGGAUAUGUGCCCCCUCCGGUUGCCACACCUUUCAUUCCCAAAUCCAGUCCUAGGCCUGCAACUGGGGGGGCAGCACCCCUGCCUCCUUGGAAGGCCCCUUCUAGCUCCCAGCCCCUGUCCCAGGCUCAGGCCCUGCCCCAGAGCCAGACACAGGUCCCUGUCCCACCCCAGGCCCGGCCCCAGGUCCAGUUCCAAGCUCGACCCCAGGUCCAGCCACAGGUCCAGCCUCAGGUCCAUCCCCAGGCCCGGCCCCAGGUCCAGCUCCAGGCCCAGCUCCAGGCCCAGCCCCAGGCGCGGCCCCAGCCUGUGUCUUUGGCCCACGCCCAGCCCCGAGGUCCCCCAGGCCCUAAGUUUUCUCCGGUGGCUCCCAGGUUUACUCCUGUGGCCUCUAAGUUCAGCCCUGGAGCUCCUGGAGCCCCAGGUGGACCUGCAUCACACCCCAGUCAGAAGUUGGGGUCCCCUGAAGCUCCCUCUUCCGUGGGCACAGGCUCCCCUCAGCCCCCCAGUGUCACCUAUGCUCAGCAGAGGGAGAAGCCCCACCUGCAGGAGAAGCAGCACCUAGCGUCCCCACCGCCGCCUGCUCCAAUCCAGGUGCGCCCCCCUGGGGCCCCCGGCCCCCUGACCCUGAAGGAGGUAGAGGAGCUGGAGCAGCUGACGCAGCAGCUCAUGCAGGACAUGGAACAGCCCCAGAGGUCGGGUGCGGCCCCCAGUGAGCUCUGCGGCCGUUGCUGCCAGCCCCUGGCCCGUGCCCAGCCAGCAGUUCGUGCACUGGGCCAGCUGUUCCACAUCGCCUGCUUCACCUGCCAUCAGUGCGCCCGGCAGCUGCAGGGGCAGCAGUUCUAUAGUAUGGAGGGGGCACCCUACUGUGACGGCUGCUAUACCGAGACCCUGGAGAAGUGCAGCACCUGCGGGCAGCCCAUCACAGAGCGCAUGCUGAGGGCCACGGGCAGGGCCUACCACCCCAACUGCUUCACCUGUGUGGUCUGUGCCUGCCCCCUGGAGGGCACCUCCUUCAUUGUGGACCAGGCCAACCGGCCCCACUGCGUCCCUGACUACCACAAGCAGUAUGCCCCGAGGUGCUCCGUCUGUGCUGAGCCCAUCAUGCCGGAGCCUGGCCGAGAGGAGACUGUGCGGGUGGUGGCCCUGGACAAGAACUUCCACAUGAAGUGCUACAAGUGCGAGGACUGUGGGAAGCCUCUGUCCAUCGAGGCCGACGACGACGGCUGCUUCCCCCUGGAUGGACACGUGCUUUGCCGGAAGUGCCACACGGCCCGGGCCCAGACUUGAGGGCCAGUCUGCUGGGCCGUGGCCCACCCUCUCAGGCUGACCCCAUUCCAACCCCACCUUCAUUCUAGUCCCUCUGGGACUCAGGGCCCUGAAUAGCAACCCCCCUGCUCUUUGGCUGCAGGGCCCAAGCCCUGGGCUCUUGGCCCCCUCCCCUGUCCACCCUGCGGGGCCCCAUGACCCCCACACCCAGCCACCCACCCAGGGGCACCAGGCCUUUGUGCUGCUUUCACCGCUGCAAGCCCAGCACCCUGCUUCUGAGGGAGGGUGCAGAGCCUGGGGGCUGGAUGGCCUGCCCCCACCAAUGCUGCCCGCCAGGCUGUGGCCACAGCUGCAAUAAAGAACCUUUUUCCAGAA
Loxodonta africana (African savanna elephant) is the source of this 2172-nucleotide messenger RNA. RefSeq names its product zyxin (gene ZYX). Gene Ontology annotation, biological process: transforming growth factor beta receptor signaling pathway; integrin-mediated signaling pathway. The record is from RefSeq and is a predicted model, not a curated record. Lineage: Eukaryota; Metazoa; Chordata; Mammalia; Proboscidea; Elephantidae. The transcript is spliced from 9 exons. The coding region runs from base 28 to 1818 and encodes 596 amino acids. Gene Ontology annotation, cellular component: stress fiber; focal adhesion; cytoplasm.